UUGGAAGGGAAACGAUGUGCGGCCUCGCUUCGUUGGUCCUUAUCGCGUUGGCGCUCUUUCGGAUGGGGCACUCGCAGCUCCUAGACGAUGAAUGUGGUGGCUUACAACAGAUUACUUAUAGAAUACGAGCUGGGAGCACCGCCCCCAUUCAAAGAGCUUCAUUUAUGGCAAGUCUAUACAACGAAACUGGCUAUUUUUAUUGCGGCGGAUCACUAGUACACAAAAGAUACGUUCUCACAGCUGGGCACUGUGUGGAGGAGGGGGAGAAGGUGAUCCUGCGCCUGGGGGAGCACGACAGAUCCUGUGCGCAGGCGGAGUGCCCACAUGUGCAGCAGUUCACUGCCGAGGUUAUAAUGCACCCCGCCUACGACAGGCAACAUAAUGAUAUAGCUCUGUUGAGACUGGACCGACCAGUGAACUACACCGAAAAUAUCAAGCCGAUUUGCAUUAUCCUGGAUGAAGACGUAAGAUCGGAUGCCGUGUUCACAUUUUCGGCCUUUGGCUGGGGUAAAACGGACCACAGUACCACAACCCAAGUGCUGAAGACAGUCGAUCUUAACCGGCUGGACACGAACCAAUGCUAUAUAGGCGCCCACAAAAUUUGCGCGGGCAGCGACUUGGGCGACACCUGUGCCGGGGACUCGGGGGGUCCGUUGGCAGCGAACACCUCAUAUAGGGGAAAAGACCUGUUCGUCCAGUAUGGGAUAACCAGCUACGGCGCUCACGACUGCAAGGGAAACGGCGUCUAUACGGAUGUCACUGCGUACAGAAUGUGGAUGGCCAACGUCGUGCUGGAAACCCAGCCGCGGCUCUUGACCGAGAACUGCAGGAGUGAUUGGGGAGGGCAAGUGCUCGUCCGCCUUUGGGAGUUGUCCCUGUUUCGCCAUAGUUUUUCCGGCGCCCUCAUCGCAAACAGAUUUGUCCUGACUGUGGCAAGUGCUUUCCCCGCAAGUGUCUCUCAAAUAAAAGUGGAGUCCAUAUACUCCGGCACAUAUGACGUGGCAUGGUUUGAAAUACAUCCCGAGUACACAUCUUCUCUAAUGCAGAAUAAUAUAGCUGUGAUUAAGCUGGCCAGGAAGCUGCCGCCGUCAGUUAAAGAUCUCGAAACGCCGAUCUGCAUGGGUCUGAAGCUGAGUGCUCCAAGGAUAUGGACCGCGUAUCUCUACAGCCUGAACUCCUCGGUGUUGGGCGUCCAAAGUGUGGACCUGCAGGAGGUCGACAACUGCUCCGCCAGAACCAAAUUGCCGGUGGGACCGGAUCAGUUCUGCCUCGAGAAACCUAAUCAACUGAUGUUUGCACCCUAUGAAACACCUGGAUCUGUUAUUGGCACUAAACAAACCUUUAGGGGAACCGAAAAGUAUCUGAUUGCCGGCCUAAUAAGCUAUUCUCAGGACGACGUCAUUGUGCUCACAAGCAUUCAGCACCACGAGAAGUGGAUUACGGAUAUGUUGAAAAAGUGAUGCUAAAAUAAUAAUCAAUAAAGCAUUCUAAAUGAAUAAUAGAAACGGAA
This is a messenger RNA of Drosophila biarmipes, 1510 nucleotides long. Its product is annotated as transmembrane protease serine 12. The record is from RefSeq and is a predicted model, not a curated record. The transcript is spliced from 7 exons. Lineage: Eukaryota; Metazoa; Arthropoda; Insecta; Diptera; Drosophilidae. The coding region runs from base 15 to 1460 and encodes 481 amino acids. Gene Ontology annotation, molecular function: serine-type endopeptidase activity. Gene Ontology annotation, biological process: proteolysis.